AUGCAAAGCUGCUCUCCGAGGCACACUAAAGCCGUGAGUGAACAGCGGGCUCCGAGAACUGCUCAGAACCAAGCGUCCGGCGAGGACGGAGUGCGAAGGGGUUUGGACCCCACUCGAAUCGGAGGCAAGCACAUCAAGACUGCUGCAAGGGGCUGGCCAGGAGAAUUCACCUUUGGCCUCUCCGUGUCCGAUAACGGAAAUGCUCGUCUGACUUCUGGUCACGGAACUUGGGCUGAGACCGCGACAAAACGGAUUCGGUGCUCCUGCCGCUUGACUCUGUGA
Molecule: messenger RNA, 282 nt
Organism: Pseudozyma hubeiensis SY62
Lineage: Eukaryota; Fungi; Basidiomycota; Ustilaginomycetes; Ustilaginales; Ustilaginaceae
Exons: 2
Coding region: 1-282 (93 amino acids)
Source: RefSeq, a predicted model, not a curated record